Messenger RNA from Malaclemys terrapin pileata, 1725 nucleotides. RefSeq lists its product as uncharacterized. The transcript has 5 exons. The record is from RefSeq and is a predicted model, not a curated record. Bases 1 to 1725 code for a protein of 574 amino acids. Lineage: Eukaryota; Metazoa; Chordata; Testudines; Emydidae.
AUGGAAAUGGUAUCUGAGUCAGGCGGUGGCUAUACAUUCUUCUGGAGUGGCCGCAGCAGUGAUGAGCGUCGUGAAUCUGGAGUUGGCUUCGCCAUCAAGAAUCAUCUUGUUUGGAAACUUGCCAGUUUCCCCAAGGGUAUGAAUGACCGGCUCAUGACAAUGCAGCUUCCGCUUCAAAAAGGAAAACAAGCUACUUUGAUCAGCGUAUAUGCUCCUACAAAGACCAACCCAGAGGAUGUGAAGGAUAAAUUCUACGAAGAACUAGAUACUCUGCUAUCGUCAGUGCACCGCACAGACAAGCUGAUUCUGCUUGGCGAUUUUAACGCAAGAGUCGGAUGUGAUGCCGCAGUCUGGGAAGGAGUCAUCGGGAAAAAUAGAGUGGGAAAGUGUAACAGCAAUGGCCUGUUGCUGCUGAAAACUUGUGCAGCACAUGACCUUCUGAUCAGCAAUACGGUCUUCCGCCUUCCUACCCGUAACAGGACUUUGUGGAUGCAUCCCCAUUCCAAGCACUGGCAUUUGAUCGAUUAUGUCAUCAUCAGCAGAAGGGACAGACAAGAUGUCAGGGUUACAAAAGCUAUGUGUGGUGCUGAUUGUUGGACAGAUCAUAGGCUCAUAGUAUCCAAAAUGAAGCUCCGUAUCAUGCCAAAGAGAUGGAUGACGCUGAGAGACUGGGAGCGAUUCCACAACACUGUUCAUACAGCUGCAUCGAAGGUAUUGGGGCCCUCCAGAUGCAGGCGGCAAGACUGGUUUGAUGAAAAUGAUGCAGAAAUCCAAGUCUUACUUGCUGAGAAGCACUGCCUGCAUCGUGCAUAUCAAAAUGAUCCAUCCUCAGUGGCAAAGAAGACCGCCUUUAUCAACGCUCGCAGAACAGUACAGAACCGACUGAGCACAAUGCGGGACUUGUGGCUGAGCACCAAAGCAGAUGAAAUACAGGCAUAUGCGGACAGGAACGACUAUAAGCAGUUUUAUGAAGCCCUCAACACACUCUAUGGUCCACAGUCUUCUGGGAGUUUUCCUCUCCUGAACUCUGAUGUCUAUAAGAGGAAGGGCAAUCGCCAGGUAUGCGACAAUCACCGUGGAAUCUCGCUGCUUUCUACAGUGGGGAAAGUUCUUGCACGGGUUCUGUUGAACCGAUUGAUCACUCACCUGGAGAAGGGCUUACUGCCAGAAUCACAGUGUGGCUUCUGCAAGGGACAUGGUACUAUUGACAUGAUCUUCGCUGUGCGUCAGCUACAGGAGAAAUGUCAAGAGCAGAAUCGUGAACUCUACCCAACUUUUGUGGACUUCAUGAAAGCAUUUAACUCUGUCAGUCGCCAGGGCCUGUGGAGGAUCAUGUCGAAAUUUGGCUGUCCAGACAGAUUUAUACGAAUGGUACGUCAAUUUCAUCACGGUAUGAUGGCUUGUGUCCUGGAUGACGGUGAAACAUCUGAGGCCUUCCUAGUCACCACGGUGUCAAGCAAGGGUAUGUUCAGCAUGAUAUUCUCUGCCACUUUGACUGAUGCCCUUCAACACUGCACUGAAGGAGUAGGCCUGAAGUAUAGAACUGACGGGAAACUAUUCAAUCUGAGGCGACUGCAUGCUAUCACCAAGGUGAAGGAAACUGUACUUCAAGACUUUUUCUUUGCCGAUGAUUGUGCUCUGAAUGCUAGUACAGAGCCAGAAAUGCAAGCCACUAUGGACAAGUUUUCAACAUCAUGCAAUAACUUCGCAAGAUUUCGGAGUUAA